Messenger RNA from Xiphias gladius (swordfish), 1396 nucleotides. RefSeq names its product glucosaminyl (N-acetyl) transferase 3, mucin type (gene gcnt3). Bases 1 to 1305 code for a protein of 434 amino acids. The transcript has a single exon. Gene Ontology annotation, molecular function: acetylglucosaminyltransferase activity. The record is from RefSeq and is a predicted model, not a curated record. NCBI's taxonomy places the organism in Eukaryota, Metazoa, Chordata, Actinopteri, Istiophoriformes, Xiphiidae. Gene Ontology annotation, cellular component: membrane.
AUGGCUUUUUCAAGGUUGCCAGGGUUGUUGAAGGGCCAGAUGAUGUUGAGGAUACUCUGUCUCCUCCUCAUGGGUAUUCUCCUUUCUGUCGUCCUUUGGAAAGAUGGCUUUAACGGGCAGUCACUGUCUGAUCUCAGAAUACCACAGCAGUUCUCUUCGGACCUGCUCGGCUGCUCAGCUAUCAUCAACGGAGACAUCGAGGGCAAGAAAAGUGAAUUGGAAGUACUGCUGGCAUCUAGGAAAAGGCAGAACAUUUUAUCAGAGGAUUUCUACCUUAAUGUAACAAAAGACUGCCAAGCUUACAUUGAAAGGAGAGGUUUCAUUACAGUGCCUCUCAGUGAAGAGGAGAAUGAUUUUCCCAUUGCCUACUCCAUGGUGAUCCACGAGAAGAUUGAGAUGUUUGAGCGACUUCUACGAGCUCUUUACGCUCCUCAGAACAUCUACUGUGUGCAUGUGGAUCAAAAAUCCUCAAAAGAAUUUCAGAAGGCAGUGGAGGCUAUUGUUGCAUGUCUUCCCAAUGUGUUUUUAGCCAGUAAAUUAGAAAUUGUGGUAUAUGCUUCAUGGUCCCGGGUGCAGGCAGAUCUGAACUGCAUGAAAGAUCUGCUGAACUCACACAUCCAGUGGAGGUACUUGCUCAACACCUGUGGGUCGGAUUUCCCCAUCAAAACCAACGGAGAGAUUGUUAAGGCACUGAAGGCCCUAAAUGGAAGAAACAGCCUGGAGUCUGAGGCCACUAGUGACAGCAAGAAAGGCCGUUGGAUGUAUCAUUACAAUGUCGACAACUCUGUAAUUUGGACAAAUGUGAGGAAAAGUCCUCCACCCAUUAGCAGCCCCAUGUUCUCAGGGAAUGCCUACUUUGUGGUCACAAGAGCCUUUGUGAAACACGUGAUGCAGGACAGAGAGGUUCGGAAAUUUCUGGAGUGGGAGAAGGACACAUACAGCCCUGACGAGCACUUGUGGGCCACUCUACAGAGGAUGCCCUCUAUUCCCGGAUCAGUGCCUGCAAACAUCAAGUAUGAUGUGUCAGACAUGCAUGCCCUCGCUCGUGUGGUGAAGUGGAGCUAUUUAGCAGGUGAUAUGAAAAAUGGAGCCCCAUACUCUCCUUGCACUGGUGCUUACAGGCGAGCUGUUUGUGUGUAUGGCGCUGGUGACCUCCACUGGCUCCUGAGACAACACCACCUCCUUGCAAAUAAGUUUGACCCUGAAAUUGAUGAUAUUGCCAUUAGAUGUAUGGAGGCAGUACUGCAUUUCAAAGCUUUAGGCCAUGACCCACAGUUAACAGGUCAAUCUUCUACCGUUUUGUAAUACUUAGAAUCACUUGAAAUGUAAAAUAUGAUGUUAAGGCAAUACGCCAGUUACAACAGGUAAAUAUUAUAGAAAUCAUAUUAAUUUAUUA